Callithrix jacchus (white-tufted-ear marmoset) is the source of this 4265-nucleotide messenger RNA. It is a transcript of the gene TSPAN2, whose product is annotated as tetraspanin 2. The record is from RefSeq and is a predicted model, not a curated record. Lineage: Eukaryota; Metazoa; Chordata; Mammalia; Primates; Cebidae. Gene Ontology annotation, cellular component: plasma membrane.
CGGCCCUCCCCGCUCCGCCCCCUCCCCGCCGGCGCCUGCCGCUCCCGGCGCUCGCAGCGCGGGCCUGGGGACUGGGGAGCCCGUCGCCCGGUCGCAGCAUGGGGCGCUUCCGCGGGGGCCUGCGGUGCAUCAAGUACCUGCUGCUCGGCUUCAACCUGCUCUUCUGGCUGGCUGGAUCAGCCGUCAUUGCUUUUGGACUAUGGUUUCGGUUCGGAGGUGCCAUAAAGGAGUUAUCGUCAGAGGACAAGUCCCCAGAGUAUUUCUAUGUGGGGCUCUAUGUUCUGGUUGGAGCCGGGGCCCUGAUGAUGGCCGUGGGGUUCUUCGGGUGCUGCGGAGCCAUGCGGGAGUCACAGUGUGUGCUUGGAUCAUUUUUUACCUGCCUUCUGGUGAUAUUUGCUGCUGAAGUAACCACUGGAGUAUUUGCUUUUAUAGGCAAAGGGGUAGCUAUCCGACAUGUUCAGACCAUGUAUGAAGAGGCUUAUAAUGAUUACCUUAAAGACAGGGGAAAAGGCAAUGGGACGCUCAUCACCUUCCACUCAACAUUUCAGUGCUGUGGAAAAGAAAGCUCUGAACAGGUCGAACCCACAUGCCCAAAGGAGCUUCUAGGACACAAGAAUUGCAUCGAUGAAAUUGAGACCAUAAUCAGUGUUAAGCUCCAGCUCAUUGGAAUUGUCGGUAUUGGAAUUGCAGGUCUCACGAUCUGUGGCAUGAUAUUCAGCAUGGUCCUCUGCUGUGCGAUACGAAACUCACGAGAUGUGAUAUGACGCUACUUCUCCAUGAAAAUUGUAAUCUAAAGCUUUCAUACCAAAUGUCACAGGAGCUGUCUCCCAGCUCAUUUUUAAUACUGAAAUGACAUUAGGGUCUAAAAUAAUUUGCUCUCAAUUGUACAUUUGCAUGAGUAUGUAUGUCUGAGUCAUUACUGGUUUACCCCUUGAGUGAAUGCCUAUGUAUGUUGACUGAGAGCAUAUUCAUGUGUGAUCAGCGUGUUUCUAGCAUAUGUUAUUUCAUCAUGAAAUCUGUUUGCUGGAAAUUCCUGAUUCUUGUUAUAUAAGAGAAACAACCCUUUUCACUCCCAGAAAAAUAUCAAAAAGCUUUCAGAAACUGUGAGAACUUGGCUGUUUAGAAAAAGCGACAAUGGGUCAGUUUCUCAGACUGUAGCCUUUGAAAAUUACAUGCAGAGAAUUCAGAGAUUUCUUCUUAAUGGAAGCAAUAAGCUAUAAGAAUUGAGAGAUUACAUCGGAGUGUUAAAACUGACUGUGUCUAAGUUGAGUGUAAGGGUUUCCUGAGUUUUUUUAUAUACAUGCUCUCCCCAAAAUACAGUAAACCACAGUUUUAGAGCUAAACACAUCUGUAAAAGUAAAUAUAGCAUGGAAAAUCUAAUUUGAAUAAGUCAUGCUUUCCUAGAAUUUAAAAAUAAAAAAGCCUUCCUCUGGAAAGAGAAGUCACACAGACAAUCAUGUGCCCUAUAAAAGUGAGUGUUUAUAGGACUAGAAAACUUUUAACAACUUUUUAAGGAAAUAUUUUUGGUCUUAUGCAAAAGCAUGUAAAUACUGCUUUAUUACUUUGCUUUUCUGAUCCUGCUCUAAACUACGGCAGCCCUCCCGUCCUCAAAGUGGCUUUUAUCUUAAACUCUUCUCUUUCUCUAAAUAUAAGAACAGAAAGACUAGAGCAAAAGGUCUGGCAGUUGAAAACUGUGGGAAAGAGAAUUUUUACUGGCACUUAUCUUUGAAAUACCUCAUAACUUACGUUUACAUGUUUUCCUAAUUUUUUGUAAUUUUCUUAUAUAUUCAAUUAGAGAAUUCUUUUCAUAGAUUAAGAACUACAGUUUUCACCACCUAAAGUAAGUAAAAUGAAGUUCUUCAUAAUUUAACUGUUAACAUCCUUUGCCAAACCAAAAUAAAACAAAGAAAAGCCUCUUUUCCUAGUUGUGUGCAGGCAACAGAAACCAGUUAAGGAAACAGAAAUACUUAUAUACACAUAGAACAAAAUUUUUGUGUGUGUGCAAAUCCUCUGAAAAUAAAACUUUCAAGGUGUUUUUAGUCUUAAUGCUUCAUUUUAAGUUAGUAAACCCAAAUUUAGGAUUGACAUUGGCAUAUUUUUCAGUAAUUUUCAAUGUGUUACAGUUCGUAAACAGUAGGUUUUUCAAAAAUUACAUUUUAUACGGCCACAGGCAAGUGAAAAUGUGGGAGGCUUUGGAAACCCCCAAGUGAACUUCUAUACAUGUGAAAACACAAGUCUUUCAGUGUGCACUAAAAGCAUCACGCUCCUAAAAAACUCCAAAACAUUUUGCUACAAAGAUAUAACUGCUUGAAAUAGUCUCUCCUCCAUGAAGAACCACAUUUCUCUUUCUGCCAUACUUGCUACUGCUACUGAUUUUGGAGGAAACUUUUCUAGAAGAAGUAGAGGUCGGAUUUGAGGCAAGCUAAAAACUUAAUUAUACAUGGCUAGUUUACCGUGUCUGUAGCUAGAGAAAAAUUAUUUUACAAAAGUCACUUCAUGAAAUAUAUAUGUUUGUACCCCAGCAGUUGAGAAAUGUGACCUUUUCGGCAAAGAACAGACAGACAGUCCAUCUCUGUUAGCUUUAGUUUCUCUCUGCCUGAAGACGGGAAACGGGCCCAAGUACGUACUCAGGUUCCUUCCAAACUCAGAAUCGUCUCUGAUUUCACAAAGUGAGUUUAAUUUCCUAUCUGAUUUAGCAACUUUAAAGAAGACUAAAAUAGUUAAAAGUGGAAGAAUAGAAAUAAGUACUUUUUUAAAAAAUUUAAAGUGGAAGAGAAGGGUUCUGUUCCAUGUACGAUUAGUGUGCCCCUUUUGGGGGUAAACUUUCCAAAAUAUGUGUAUGUGUAAAAUUAGACAAUUCCACCACUGAGCGACAGUAGAUUUUAUGUGUAUGUAAAUAUAUAUAUAUAUUUACACAGAUAAAUAUAUAUCUGUGUAAAUAGACACACAUAGUAUAUCUAUAUAUAGAUAUGUAAUCCCUAUAUAUCUUGAAUCUACAAAUAUCUUUAUACAUAUAUAAUUUGAAUAUAUACAUGUAUGUAUAUAUAGAUAUGUGUGUGUAUAUAUAUAUGUAUUAUAUAUAUACACACACACAUACACAUAUACAUGCAUUUUCAGUUAUUUCUCUUUCCCUAAACUGAUUUGAGAUCAGACCCAAACAUGCUUUUAAAUGUCUCAUGCUGAGGCACUGAAUUAAAAUGUCUUAAUAUUGAAAUAUUUUAAGUGAUUUCAAGUUAAAUUUUCUCUAUACUGAAAUUGCUUGUUUGAUUUAUUUUAAAGUCCUGUAUCUUUCUACGAACCUUCACCCAACUUAUCUAAAUGUCUAACUACCAAUCAAAUAAUGUGGUAAAAAUAAGUAAAUAAAACAGAGUGGUAACCCUUCUAUAAUUUGCUAUUGGUAGUUGAACUUAAAAGCAACACCCAAGGACUCUUAUUGGAAUGAUAUUCAGCAUGGUCCCUGCUGUGUGAUAUGAAACUCACGAAACUCACUGAGAGAUACAAUCAUCUCUCAGUAUUCAUAGGAGAAUGGUCCCAGGACCCCCUAUGGACACCAAAAUUCACCGAUUUCCAAGUCCCUCACAUAAAAUUGUGUAGUAUUUGCAUAUAACCUAUGCAUAUCCUCUCAUAUACUUUAUUUUUUUAAUUGGUGCAUAAUAGUUGUACAUAUUUAUGGGGUACAUGUGAUAUUUUGAUAUUAGCAUACAAUGUGUAAUAAUCACAUCGGGGUAAUUGGGAUGUCUGUUACCUGAAACAUUUACCAUUUCUUUGUGUUGGGAACAUUCCAGGUCUUCUAGGUCUUUUGAAAUAUAUAACAAAUUAUUAUUGUUAACUACAGUCACCCUGUCGCACAGCCGAAUAUUAGAACUUGUUCAUUUUAUCUAACUGUAUUUUUGUACCCAUUAAUCAACACCUCUUCAUUCCUUCCGGCCUCUGGUAACCACCAUUGUAUUUACCACCUCAUGAGAUCAAUUUUUAUAGCUUCCACAUGUGACUGAGAGCAUGAUUUAUCUUGAUGAUAUUUGUCUUUCUGUGCCUGGCUUAUCUCACUUAAUAUCCUCCAAUUCUAUCCAUGUUGCUGCAAUUGACAGGAUUUUAUUCAUUAUUCAGCCAUUGUCAUUAGUGUCAUGGCUGAAUAAUAUUUCCUCGUGUAUAUAUAGCACAUUUUCUUUAUCAGUUCAUCUGUUGAUGGAUGCUUAGGUUAAUUUCAUAUCUUGGCUAUUGUGAAUAGUGCUAAAAUAAAUAUGAACAUGCAGACAUCUCUUUGA